Messenger RNA from Epinephelus lanceolatus (giant grouper), 4306 nucleotides. The record is from RefSeq and is a predicted model, not a curated record. Lineage: Eukaryota; Metazoa; Chordata; Actinopteri; Perciformes; Serranidae.
CUGCUGGUCAGUAGCGAGAGGUAAGUCAGCUAACGUUAAAGUUAGCGCACAGUUUCUAUGUUAAGACACAAUAGAACAUAUUGUGCCGUUACCUCAGCCCAUAGUGGGUUAGAGCGGAGUCGGUAGUCCGUUAAACGCUGCCCUGAUGUACGAGACCAGACUCUAGAAUGUACCAGAGGUUUAACGUUAAGCUAACAUGCUAAUGCUAACUAGCAAAAAAAAAACGUCAUCUAACGUUACCGUUAUGUCGGCUUGCUAGCACGCUGAAACAAGCCAAAUACAACAGACACGACUACAACUUAUUGUUGUGAUAGUUUGAACAUUACACUAUAGGCGAAUGUAAUUGUCAUGUAACAAUACAGCAGAAAUGAGCGCUGUUAGAUAAGAAUGUAACAUUAGCUAAGUUAGCCGCCGAUAACGGUGAUCAUGAACACAGGUGUGUGGAGGCGCUAGCUAAGUUCGAGCUACAGGAUCUGUCAAGUUCAGUGAAAAUAACAUUUUACUUACAGGUUAUCAGCCAUUUGUUUGAGCUGUGUGUACAGCUGUAGUGUCAUGUCACAUCUAUGUAGAGCAGGAUGUGAUAAACACCUGUGUGAUGUGAUGUAAUGUAGCAACAGACCUUUAUCACGGCAGACAUCUUGACCUGUCAUAGUAGAAGAAACACAGGUGAAAUAGAUUUAGGAUCAGCUACAUGAAUUAGAAUAGAAUAGGAGUCCUUUAUUGUCAUUUUUUAAAUUUUAUUUUUGUUUCAUCAACAUAACAGCUGUAAUAUCCAGAAGUUGUCUAUAGCCAAUCUACAUUGUAAUUUGCUCUGAGUAAGAAUCAACUAUGAAACAUCACACAGUUUUAGAGUUUCCAUAUAUGUCAGAAAUGAUUGCCAUGUCCUGUUAAAUGUAUCCGCAGAGCCACCCAGCAUGCACCUUUUUUUCUCCAAGUGUAGAAAACUCAUUGGACAUGUAUGGGAGACGCCUCCUGCUUCCACUUCAUAAGGCAUCUAGCAGUUAAGGAACCAAAGGCAAGAGCAUUCAAAUAGUGUCUAGGAAGAGGUAUGUUCUCGGGAACUACUCCGAAAAAGCUGAGUCCAAAAACCACCAAUUAUCCAAUUACAAUGGCAUUUUUAAAAGCUACAGCUGUACGCAGUGCAAGUUAAAAGGUACAAACAAGUGACAACCCAGGUAAAAACCUUCAUCACAUCACCAAUAAAUACAAAUAAAAUAAAUUAUAAUCAAUAGUAAGAGGCAGAUGUUGUCACUUAAUGUAUGUAAUGUCACCAAGACUAGGAUUAAAGAUUAGGACCGUUUAUGAGGUAUGGGAGUUUAGAGUUCUGAUGGCCCAAGGAAAGAAACUGUUUUUAAGUGUACCGGUACCGCCUGUUGGAUGGCAGUAAGGCGAACAGUGAGUAGCCAGGAUGGGAGGGGUCCUGUAUGAUGUUCCUGGCAAUGUAGAGGCACUGGGAGCAGGAGGUGUCCUCCAGGGAGGGCAGAGAGCAGCUGAUUUUCUCUGCCAUGUUUGUUGUUGUUUUAAAUGUUAUAUCUGUGCUUUUCCUGCUUUGACAGGUUAUCCCAGAAGAAAUUUUUGCUGCUCACUUUAGUCUUCUUUUACUCUCCCCAGAAAUAAAAUAGCUUCUUAUUUGGAGUUUAUCAAAUUCUGAUCAGUUUCUCCUAACCCCCUGAGGAGAAAUAAGGAGCAAAAGCAUGAAUCAGCAGGAGUUCUUUUGCUGCGCUCAGAGGUUGCUCAACAGUGAAAACUGAUAAAAUACACAGACUUGACACUUAAUUUUGGUCAUUGAGACAAAUUUCUGAAAUUGUGCAUGCUAAUAUGUAAGCUAAUCAAGUUGUCUUUUGGAUUUUAGCAUUAUCUCAAGCUGAUUAUCUCAGACAAAUAAAGAUUACUGCAGCGACAGAGGAAAAAGAGCAUUUUAAUAUCUUAAAUUAGGAUCUGGCUGAGGCGAGAGGAAGGCUAUUCCUCAGGAGCUGAAUUUAAGAAGUAUGAGAAAAUGGUCAACAUCAUACAUGGUGUCAUACAGAGCUCAGUUAUGUCUAGGAGAAAUAAACAAGACAAAAAAAGAGAUUGUGAAUUUUCCUUUCCUCUGGGAUGAGGUCUGAUUUUAUUAAACGCACUACUUGAUGUAUGUCCAUCCAAUUCUAUGGCACAAUUUUCUGCUUUAAUUAUGAUGGAUGUUUUUAAUAUUCUGUACACCUUACUUACACAUAAGUAGGAGCAAAAAUAUGCAGUGUCAAAGAAAGCAUUUCUAUUUUUCUGGCCACUUAGUGCAGUUUUAUGUAACAGGAAUCUGACUUCUUUCUUGUUUCAGUCAAAAGCCAUCAAGAUGUCAUUUUUAUUCGACUGGAUCUACAGGGGGUUUAGUAGUGUUUUGCAGUUCUUAGGUCUGUACAAAAAGUCUGGGAAGCUGGUUUUCCUGGGUCUGGACAACGCUGGUAAAACAACGCUCCUACACAUGUUGAAAGAUGACCGACUUGGCCAACACGUGCCGACCCUGCAUCCAACAUCUGAGGAGCUGUCAAUUGGUGGGAUGACAUUUACUACAUUUGAUCUGGGAGGACACGUACAAGCUCGAAGAGUGUGGAAGAACUACCUCCCGGCUGUGAAUGGAGUCGUCUUUCUCGUCGACUGCGCAGAUCACGACAGACUCAUUGAAUCCAAGACUGAACUCGAUGCUCUCCUGGGAGACGAGACCAUAGUCAAUGUUCCAGUGUUGGUGUUGGGUAAUAAAAUUGACCGCCCUGAGGCCAUCAGUGAAGGAGGACUGAGAGGAGCUUUUGCUCUUGAUGGUCAAGUUACCGGAAAGGGAAAUGUCUCUCUGAAGGAGCUGAACGCCCGGCCGCUGGAGAUUUUCAUGUGCAGCGUGUUGAAAAAACAAGGCUAUGGGGAAGGUUUCAGAUGGUUAUCACAGUACAUGGACUGACACUGAAGCUUAACCAGAGGGGAUUUUCUUGACAUAUUUUCCACAAAGCAUGACAAAGACUUUGUCUCCUUGCCAGUGUCAACCAGCCCAAAUUUUAAACCACAGUAUUCAGAGCAUAUUAAGAUCAUAUUCUUUUUAACACUGAAAGCAUUUAUUCAGGAUUUAAAGGUUUCUAUGCAAACUUUUAAAAGUGGUUCAUGGUGAACUGUCCUACCUGUGUUAUUAAUGUGAGAAUUAACUGAGUUGUCUAACUCCAUGGCAUGUUAAUUAGGUUACAUCCAAAGGUUACAUCAUACCUGAUUACAGCAUAUGAGCAGACAUACAUUAUGCAAGAGCGUAGGUACAUACAUAUCAGUGUUGCAUUAUUUAGUAUGGAUAAAACCAGCUGCUCUAGUUGGAAUUUAUUAGGAAGCAAGUGAUGUAAGUUAAGGACUCGAUGGUGAAUGUGUAGGGUAGUUUAACGCUUGUCUGACAUCUGAUUAAAAUGGUCGAGUUUAGAUUUUAAAAUAUAUAACUAAAUACAGGAGAUCAAUUUCAGUUCAUUUAAUCUAAUGAUACGCAGCCACUGCCUUCAAAGCAUACAGCCAAAGAUGUAUGCUAAUGACUUUGGGAUUAGCAGGGGGAGAGAUUGGACUUCAACAAAAGAUAUCUUCCUUCCAUGCUGAGCGCUGAGCCAAAAUAACAGAACAAAACAUCAGAUCCCCUUAGAAACCAAAAAAGAGGAGAGACGGCAUGUCCCAUAAAUGAAGGCGCUGAGUAAACUGAGUCAAACUGUCAGUGUCUCGAUGGAACUGGCUCGUUUAUUUUUGCAUCUUUUCCUAUAUGCGUUGACCCAAAGUGAUGCUACUGUACAUGCUGCGUUGAAGGCAGCUAAAUGGAAGUGGUAGAAAUAAGUCUAUAACAUCUUUGAUUCUGGGGUGUCAUCUUCAGUGUCUUGGGUACAGGACUCAAAGAUAAAAUGUUCAUACUGAACAUAAUAUGAUGUUCAGUGGCUGCUCUUGCUUGAUUAUACAGGGUUCCCACGGUCAUGAAAUUCCUAGAAAAGUUUUGAAAUUAGAAAAACUGUUUUCCAGGCCUGGAAAUGGUUUACAAUUAACAUAAUGUUUUAGAAGAGUUUUGAAUUUACAUUGAUUUGGCCUUUGUUUAAGAUAUGUUCAUAAAAAUCCCAAAACAUGUCGUUAAGCAAAACACGUUCCUGGUAUUACCAAUUUAAAAUCUCGGGACUGUUGAAAUGUCACUAGUAUAAUGUGAUAUACAUAGACCAGGCAUCGUGUCAUCGUCAAGGCCAAGAAAUGCAAUGUCGCAUCAGAAAAGAAACAGAAAAAUGCUGAAAAGCUGUUUUCAACAUGUCCUUUACUAACUUUUGCGGUGUUUGGUCUU